Messenger RNA from Leopardus geoffroyi (Geoffroy's cat), 3674 nucleotides. It is a transcript of the gene SRD5A1, whose product is annotated as steroid 5 alpha-reductase 1. Gene Ontology annotation, cellular component: membrane. Gene Ontology annotation, molecular function: 3-oxo-5-alpha-steroid 4-dehydrogenase activity. The coding region runs from base 201 to 1061 and encodes 286 amino acids. The transcript has 5 exons. The record is from RefSeq and is a predicted model, not a curated record. Gene Ontology annotation, biological process: steroid biosynthetic process. Lineage: Eukaryota; Metazoa; Chordata; Mammalia; Carnivora; Felidae.
UCGGGCGCGGUGCGUCGAGUCCCACCCGCCCGAGCGGGGCGUCUGCCCUCGGGGCCGCGGGGGGCGGAGGUGGGGCUCGGUGCCCGGCGUCUGCGGCCCGCGCCGGCCUGAGGUAACCGCACCUCCCGCCCCCUCGCCGCCGCCCUAUAAGUUGCCCGGCGCGGACGCCGGGCCAUGGGGCGCGCCCGCUGUCCCCCGCGAUGGAGCCGGCCGAGGGCUCCCACCUGGACGCGCUCGCCUACCUGGAGUGCGCGCUGGGCUUGCUGGGCUCCGUGCUGCUGAAGCUGGUGCGCUCGGCCUACGGGCGCUACGCGUCUCCGCGCCCCGCCUGCCGCGUGCCGGCGCGGGCCGCCUGGGCGCUGCAGGAGCUGCCCUCGCUGGCCGUGCCGCUGUGGGUGUGCGCCCGCACGGCUGCCGAGCGCCUCCGCCACGCGCCCAACCGCGUCCUCCUGGCCAUGUUCCUCGUCCACUACGCGCAACGGUCCUUGAUUUUCCCGCUUCUCAUCCGAGGAGGAAAGCCGAUGCCCCUGUACACGUGUACGUUGGCGUUUACGUUCUGUGUCUAUAACGGCUACUUGCAGAGCAGAUAUUUGAGUCAGUAUGCGGUGUAUGCGGAUGACUGGGUCACUGAUCCCCGAUUUCUAGUAGGUUUCUGCUUAUGGUUAAUAGGCAUGCUGAUAAACAUCCAUUCCGACCAUAUCCUGAGGAAUCUCCGGAAACCAGGGGAGACUGGAUAUAAAAUACCAAGGGGAGGCUUAUUUGAAUACGUAACAGCAGCCAACUACUUUGGGGAGGUGGUCGAGUGGUGUGGCUACGCCCUGGCCAGCUGGUCCGUUCAAGGCGGGGCCUUCGCGGCCUUUACCUUCUGUAUUUUAGUCUCCCGAGCACAGCAGCACCACCAGCAGGUCACUGAUGUGGAAGAGAAGGGCUGUGACCGUGGCCUCGCGACAGAAGUGACACUUGCUCCAGAGUCCACCCACCAGCUUCCCACUGGUGGCUUUCCGGCCGUUGAAAGCACACCCAGCAGGCAGACACGCUGGGGCUCCCCGUUUGCAGACUGAGUGUGAAACUUACCUGAAACCGGCAGAUUUUGCCAAUUCCCUGGCCGCUGGCUGUUGCCACCUGUUUCUGCCCUGUAAACAAAGAGUCGCUUUCCACCAUGACUUUCCCUGGGUUUAUCUGUUGUGCUUAUGGAAACUCCUUCUUUUCUGCCCAUUUCUCCAUCUCCUCAAGUUACUUGAAGUUUUCACUCCAUCCACUUAGCCGCCACCCUCCCCAGCCAGCCAGUACCGCGGAACCAACGGGCGUCAGCCUGGCUGGUGUCAUUCAUAUCAAAACUGAAAAUACCUGUUUGUUCCGAGUGCAGGGUCCCGUUGCGUUCUCCCAGCUUUGUCCGAGAGCCCCCGGGCGCGUGGCUGGGCGCACAUCUCCCCCACCCCGGUCUGGAGGCACCGUCCUCUCCUGGGGAGACUUCCUGCGGGAAUCUGAGUCACCACAAGUGCCGGUCCUCUGCCCCAGUCUGCAUGCUCCCGGGGUCUGCAGACCUUGCCCCCCCGCUGCAUUGAUCGGCACCCUCACACGCCAAUAACCUUCGUGGGCAGCAUGAAUCCUGCUUUCAUGACACAGGCAGAAUCAAACUGUGCACCUGAAAUGCCGAACUUUUUAUUACUACUUUUAAAAAUCUCUGUACUCCUGCAUAAUGAAAAGUGACAAAAUCAUUUCCUUUUCUUAGUGUGUGUGUUUUUUUGUUUUUUUUUUUUGUCUGAUUUUAGGUGGUACCUUGAGAAAUUUGAAGAUUAUCCAAAGUUCAGGAAAAUUAUAAUCCCGUUUUUGUUGUAAAUUUGUUGUCAGUGGAUGGUCUCCGACUUGCCACGUUUCAGUGAUGUUUCUCUAGGGAUCGUGUAAAUGAAUUGCUUUCUGUCAUUUUCCUGUUCCUUCAUCUGUUUCAAGAUUUGCUCUAGGAAUGUGUUCCUGGUAAGUGCGUAAGCUGCCUAACACCAAGCUAAUGAGACUGAAAUGCAGGCUGGAGUAGUGGGUUGCAUGCCGGCUCGAGAAUCUGCAGCUCUGGGUCAUUCCAGCUGACCACUUCUCGGGUUUUGGAGUCUCCUCUUUUGGCUGCAUACAGCUAAGUGGGCACGAGACCAGGAUUACGAGCCAUUUCUGACGGCCUCCGUGGACUGAAACAUGUCAUUGCCCCUGUCCUACCCAUACCAACCAUCAGUUCAAGGCCGGAGGUGAUGUUGCCCCCUCCCCUGAUAAAGGCAGAACUGUCUCCAUGGUCCUGCUCACCCCGCUGGGUCAGCGAGGCCAGGGGGCACCCAGAGUGGUCCCAGCCCCAGGGAAACGUCCAGGCUCUCACUGGAGUGCUGAGCAGCAGAGAACUCGGGGGCAGAGAGAGGAGACACGGGGCCAGCUGAGGCCUGGACAAGAGGCCUCUGGCACCUGCGGCAUCCUGGCUCCCCGGGUGACUAGACUACAGGGCAGGGGGCUGUGUGCACUCAUGUAAGGGGUAAGGCGCUCUGUCCCCCACCGAGAGGACUUCUUGGAGGCCCUGGUGGGAGCAGGGAGCCCCUUGUGCUGAUCACCACAGGCACCAGCAGUCUCUGGUUUAAGAUGAUUUUUCUUCCUUCCAGGUAGAACUAGCAGGUUUUAAAGCACUUUUUUCUCAGUACCCUCAGUAUCCCAAAACAGGAUCUUGAAACAGAAUGUCUAACUCUAGAUGCCCUUGAGAGGUCCGCGGAGGUAAAUCAUAGAAAUAAAAUGGACCACAUACUGCCUGAUACGUAAAAGAUAUCUCAGAAGGCUGAGAAUCUGUAAAAGAAAUCUAACAGAAGGCUACUAAAUCUCUGGGCCACUCUGUGAAGCUCUGAUGGGACACGUGGCGGAGGUCCCCUCCUGGCUGUGGCAGCAGUGCCUCAGUGUCCACCGCAUCUGUGGAGCCAGAAUCUGCAGGAGGAGGGGAGGAAGGAGGAGACUGUUCACUCUGAUCCGCUGACCUGCUAGGUGGGUGGCUGGGGGCGUCCAGAGCAUGCGCGGCCCCAGAGCCCCCCAUGGGCUCCCCGACCCCUCUCCUGGCUGACCUUCCCAGCCACGGUCUCGCCCCUCUCGAGGUUUUAUGUAGGAGCCAUGUUCUCGGUGUUAGUGAUUUGUGGAGUCUUCGUUUGAUCUCAGAAUUACGCAGCCAACGUCUCCGAUGGAACUAUGCUUCAUUGUAACUGGGGAUAGAACGUUUUUGAAGAGAAAUUUUGGUAUUCAAUGCACUUGGUUCCUUUUUCUGAGCCUUUUCCAAUUACUUGAGAACACGAAGCAAUAAAUAUUUUGGAUCUCCUCGGGAAAACUCAAAAGUCCAAGCAAGUCACGAUGGAUUUGGCUGCUGUGCUCUGGAAGGCGCAUGUGGCCGGGAGAAGGAUGCCAGUCUGAGAGCCGGAGAAGCUCGCCGUGAUGUUUUUCUCCUUUUGUGAACGGCCCGAGCGAAGGAAUGCUUGGGUUGACUCAGGCUUUGAUGUGUGGUUCAUGCUUUCACCCGCCCGCACUGGGGGGACGAUUGAUAGGAACAAAUCUUCCAUCUUGCCUCUCCGCCCUCCCUCCCUUUCCUAAAAACCGCCACUUAGCAAAUUGUCAUCAAUUACCGUGUUAAUCAUAACAAGGAGAUUAAUAAAAUUACUUCAAGCCCA